Messenger RNA from Chilo suppressalis (striped riceborer), 1104 nucleotides. Lineage: Eukaryota; Metazoa; Arthropoda; Insecta; Lepidoptera; Crambidae. The record is from the annotation of a GenBank genome assembly.
AUGGUAUGGUUGGGAGUUUCUUAUUGGGGCUUAAGAGAGGUACAUUUUUGUGAGAAAGGAGUAAGAUCGAAUGCAGUUGUGUAUCAAAAUACAGUCCUGAUGAACCUUGUGGAACCUGUUCCUCAUACCAUGUUCGAUAACAGACACUGGGUAUUGCAACAAGAUUCGGCGCCAGCUCAUAGAGCGAAGAGCACACAAGACUGGCUGGCAGCGCGUGAAAUCGACUUCAUCUGGCACGAAGACUGGUCCUCCUCCAGUCCAGAUAUGAGUCCGUUAGAUUACAAGAUUUGGCAACACUUGGAGGAAAAGGCUUGCUCAAAGCCUCAUUCCUUCAAUUUGGAGUCACUCAAGACAUCCUUGAUUAAGGCAUCCGCCGAUAUUGACAUGGACCUCAUUCGUGCUGCGAUAGACGACUGGCCGCGCAGAUUGAAAGCCUGUAUUCAAAAUCACGGAGUCUUCGUUUUGUUUUCGAUAAGUCAGCAUUCACAUCAGCACUAUUCAGAUCACGAAGAAAUUCAGACGCAAAGUUUUCCAGUGCCUUCCAAAAUGCAAGAUCACAUAACAAUUCUGGUGAUACUUACGAGUCUUCUUUUACUCGUUGAAAGUGCAAUAAGAUGCGAAUACAGAAAAUAUCUCAUUCCUGGGAAUGUUUACUACUUAUACAGUCCAGGUUAUCCAAGGGACUUCGCGACAGCAGUGAACUGCAGGUGGAUUGUAACCACAACUCCUGGAUUCGUGUGUCGUCUGGAAUGUUUGCAGUUUGUAUUGGAAGAGAAUCCGUCGUGCUCGUCAGAUCGAUUUUUAGUAUCGAACAUUGGGGAUUCAUUAUUUAUGACAGCUAAUCUAUAUUGUGGGAAGCGUUCCGUCACUGAAGUUUCUCUCGGUCCGAGGAUUAGCAUGACUUUACAAGCCACCACCAACACAACAGGCGGCAGGUUUCUUUGUCAAGUUUCAGCUGAGAAACAAAAUCUAUUUGAAAAUCACUCGACAUUCAGUGUCGGUCGUUCAAAUUCUAAAUUAGAUCAGCCGUGGUUCAACACGUGGUUCGGCUCCAUCAGGGAAAUCACAUCACAACUCAAUUUUAAUCAAUAUUUUAAUAAAUAA